UUUAGUUGUUCGUACAAUUUACUCGUAUUCGGUGCUGCAGCUACUGAUAUCAAAUGUCAAAAUGUCUGCGUCUGGGAACUUGUGAUGCUGUGCGGCGUAUCAUGAGGAGGCGACAAUUGCUGGCUCAGCAUGAAAAGUUUCUGAGCUUCUAGGUGUUGCCUAUUUUGCAUGACAGACUACGUUUCUGCAUGACAGAUUUAAGAGUCAUGCCAGACAAGCAUGACAAACUUGCAUUCUUCCAGCCCCGGACAUUUUUGCAUUUGAUAACUGAAGCUUACCCCUACGACGGCGGGUGAAAUUCAGGCGUCGCAAUACUUUUAAAGGACUUUCAAAAAACUUUGAAAAUUUCAAACUUUCUUGGUCGCCCACAUGAAAAAAAAACGCAGAAAGUUGCCCGCCGGCUUGGAAAAAAAAAAUCGCCUCUUGGCAGUAUGUGGCAGGAAAAAAAAAGUCGGAAACGACGCGCAGACCCAAAAAAAAAGCAGCAGGAGGAGGCUGCGUCUGGGUUUUCUUUUUUUGCUCUUUGGCCUCAUAGCAAAAGGACUGCUCUGCGCUUCAUGGGCGCGACAGAAAUCGCACACAUUUGGUGGGGAGCACUUCAUGCAAAGUCCCCCUGUCCCCUUCCAAAAAAAGAAAGGCGUCGCCCGGUAGUAACUCGGCGAAAAAAAUGGCACGGCUGCGGCAGUGGUCUGGCGAAAUUUGUUGCAGCUACGCUUGGCGGCUUUUCGCAAUAUCAAGCGCCACAGUUACGGCGCGAAACGGGGCCGGCCCCGGGUCCGGCCGCCCAUUAUGGGCGACCGGCAUCGCGGGAUCCGUUUGUAAGCGGCUGCGUUUGGAAGCCGUGUAUGAAUGAAACGGAAAAAUUGCGUAGAGAAUACCAUGCGGCACGCGCCUCGCACCGGGGGCACGGUGGGAGUUGGUUCGCCCAAAUGGCGCGGUGUUCGGGACGGCCAAAGUGCCCGAAUCCGCUCGGGGAACGUGUUAAAAACACAGUCAAUUCCCUGGCCCGAUUCUGCCUGCGGCCAGAAAAGUCGCGAGUUUUCCUGCUCAAAAGACUUUGAAAAGACUUUGAAAAAACUUUGGAAAGACUUUGGGAAAAGCGCCCAGAAGUGCGCGCUUUUUGAAAGCUUCGCCCGAUGGUAUGGCCAAUUUUGGCCAUGCAAAAACGGGAACGCUUUUCAAAGUCUUUUCAAAGUCUUUUCGAAGUCUUUUCCAAAGUCUUUUCAAAGUCUUUUCGAAGUCUUUUGAAAGUCUUGCGUCUGACUUUGGCGAGGCGGCCGGACCUCAGACUUUGGCGCGGGAAGUUGGGCCAUACCGUCGGGAUUCGGCCAGUCGGCCGGGUCCAAAAGAGACAAAGAAGGCCAAUUUUGGCCAUUUGUGUGCUGCCAUGCCCCCGGGGCUGCGCGCGUGCCGCAUGGUAUUCUGGGCACCAAAUUCGCGGCGCCGCGAAGUUGGAAGGCGGCGCGGCGCAUGUGACACAUGGGGGGUCGCAGUACCACCGGCGCUGCGCGCGUGCCGCCUGGGUAUCUGGCCGCAUCUUUCCUAGCGCCGCCUCCGAAGCGGAAGCAGCUCGCGGCGCCGCGAAGUUGGGGGCAUGUGACACACGGGGCGUCGUAGUGCCGCCGGCGCGGCAUGCGUGCCGCGUUACAAUCUGGCAGCGUUUUUCCUUCUGCCUAUGCCACGCCCCAAGUGGGCCCACUGCUUUAACGCGCCGCGCAGUCCCCUACUACAGCAACAAAUGGCGACGGAACUUCGCGCGCCCUUUCGCCCUCGCUGUGUUUUUUUCUUGAUGUUGGAAAGGGCCGCGCCCAGCAACGCGCCGGGGGCGCAGCCUCUUACCUAGCGCGCCAUCCGGGCAACGGGAAGCGCAGGGGGACAGCGACAGGGCAUGGGGCAACCAAAAGAAGGGCGCCAGCGUGUGGCGCGCGGCCCGCAAGCAAAAGUUUUAUCAUAGUUCUGCCCAAGUAUUUCGGCUGGAGGAAACGCCUGGGCGUCGUAGGUGUAAGAAGCGUUCUUUUGCGGUGCCGGCUCCCGUUCUGCCACGCGGCUGGGCAGGACGCGACUCGCAUUCUUGUUGUGUGUGAGCAUAAGACGUUCCUGUUGGUCCGGCAGCAAGGCGUUGUAAGCUCUGAAGAGUUAUCAAGUGCAAAUAUGUUCGAGUCUGGAAGGAUGUGAAACCUGCUUUCUUCUGCAUAAGAAGCCUGAGCGUGCAAAUCUUCGUCUUCCAGACCCAAACACAUUUGCAUUGCAUAAAAAUGCACCGAACCCUAAGCGCACUCGUUCCCGCACACAGCCAUCAGGUAUGCACUGCAAGAGCAUCGCACUCGUCGGAGUCUCUUUAUGCGCGAAUUGCGCGCAAGAGUAGCGAGUGCGAUACUUUUGCCAGAAAGCAAGGACAUGAGGAGAAACAGAAAGCAAGGACAUCAUCACGAAAACGAGCAACCUCAGUGUUACUCCCGUAACGCACCCCCUCCCAAGGCCGGCCGAAAACAUCCCACGGCCGGGCCCGUGCUCGUAGUUAGUCAAAUGCACGACGUUGUCACCCAUCACAAUGAGCAAGAGUCUGUACGUUCACUACCCCGGCCGCCUCCGUCGUGAAGUUUGGUUGCGGUCGUCGGAGAAGGGCCAGAACCUACAGAAGGAGAAGGAGUUAUUACAGCGAAAAAGCCCGCAGCCAUCUCAAGACGCGCUGUCUGAGAACAAAAACCACGACUGUCCUGCAUGACAAUUUUGGGUGGUCUGUCGGCUUUUUUAACGGAAUAGGUGCGGGCGUUUGACUACUCUGCCCGCCGCGUUCUUUGCCUUGACGCGGAAAACAACAAGCAGACAGACACCAACCCGACAGACAACAACCAGACAGCAGCAAAACAGCACCCAAAAAACAACAGCCUCCACCGACCUGGCGCCCGGGCUGCAGCGUCUUCUACCAAAGCGGCAGCGGCAACAGCGCUCAGCAACUUCUGCCGGAACGCCGGAAUAAACCCCGCAAAUGCCACAAAAGGUAACAGGAACAUUGGCCCCCGGGCUUUUGUAGUGCGGAUUUGACUUCGCAGAAAGAUUUUUAAUGCAAGAACUGCAUUGAUUUUUAUACGAGUGCGAUACUUUUGCAAAGGAUAGCCAUUGAGCUGGAGCGGCUCCGGAUCCCCACGCAGCCACGCCGUAUCCUGUGUGAGUUUUCCCGCACUGCCUCUUCGUGCGGCGCUCACGUCGCGAGCCACGUCGGGAAACUGUGCACACAGGAUAAAGCUAGUCAGCAGUUUAG
Messenger RNA from Amoebophrya sp. A120, 3262 nucleotides. Lineage: Eukaryota; Dinophyceae; Syndiniales; Amoebophryaceae. The record is from the annotation of a GenBank genome assembly.